UGGGGCAUCAUUUGUUUUGCAUGCCAAGGCGCGUGGGCGGCGGACGCAGAGGAAAGCGGAUGAACAGGGCCAGCUCCGAAUGCCUCUGGUUUUCUUCGAUUUCUUGUUGUUUGUUUGCAAUCGUGCAGAGCACAGAUCUGCGUUUUCUUCAUUCGUCGAAUUCUUGAUUCGUCAUAGGCAUAUAUCCCCGAAUCUAUACACAUUGUCCGUAUAUAUAAAUAUACAAGCGUAUGGCUACGUCUUGCUAUAUCUCAUUAACCCCCCUUCCCCCUCUGUAUAUGGGUACAUCCUUGAGACAACGGGCUUGGAGUUGGCAAGCCACUGGUUCUACCCCUCGAGGUUUCCCUUGCAUUUGUACCUAUGUUUUCUUUUCAACUUGAGACUGGCUUGGGGCUGUCAGAUUUUGCUCGAUAUAAUAAACAUAAACAGAAAUACAGUCAAUGACACUUGAAACUUAUGUGAUUAAGGAACCCAACCUUAUACUUUGCCUUGGUUAAACUCCUUGCUUGGGCUUCACAAAACUCGGCCUUAUAGACCUAAAAUUAUUUGGCCUGCACACGCAGGCCGUAGCUUAUCGAGUCCGUCGGAUCAGGUGGAGAGUGCUCGCUUGGCGGUGGGUGGGCGAUGUUUGGUGAGUCACCCAGCCGACUUCCAAGUUGUCGUGGAGCCACAAGCCCACCUUAAGGCGAUAAGAUAAUGCCGGGUAGCCGUGCAGCCAGAUUAGAUAUUAGUUUCAGUGCGGUUUCAAUGAGGCCUAGCCAGGGGUUUUCCUCUCUUCGCUUCUUUCCCUUGGCGAAGAGAGGGCGCGAUUGGGCAGGUUUCAUCCAAGGUUUAAAGCAACAACUGUGAGCAGUGAAAAAAAAACAGAACGAGCGUUCAGCUAUAAACGAUAUCAAACCCAAUAGGAAGAAACGCACACAAAGAGCCGAAAACAAAGUCUUCGGCAGAGAGCGCUGAGUGGGACGGAGACGGGAAGAGGCAAUAGCGAGCGGGACAGCGAGCGGCUGGCGGUCAGCGGCGUCGGACAAGUAGUUGAAAAUAUUGCGCAUACGCCGCGUGAACCGGAGGCACAGAGCAGAGCAGCAAGCCGCGCGUUCUUCGUUCUGCAUCGCACAAAUACAGCUUCGAAAAAGCCAGCAGAGAAGUGGGGUGCAAGGAAACACAUUAGGCAUCGAGGAGGAGAAGGAGAAGAAGGAGGAGGAGUAGGAGGAGGGCCGAGGAUCAGCGGCUGCGAAGAAAGUCCAUUUCAAAGUGCAGCCGGCCACAAAUCCAGCUUCACGACGUCUUGCAAACGGCUGAAAAUGGAGAAGACUCCCCGGUACACGCAGCGGGAGCGAAACAUGGUGUUGAGCUACGCGGCGCAGUACAAGGAUGUGAUCGAGAACAAGCGCACGGACGCGGAGUCCAACCGCAAGAAGGACGAGGUGUGGCUGCAGAUCGCCAAGGAGUUCAACUCGCGGGUCUACCACCAGCGCAGCGCUAAGCAGUUGCGCCAGCUGUACAAGAACAUGAAGCUGCUGCUCAAGAAGGACCUAUGCGGCGAGGACAAGAGCAACCACUCGUUCAUGGACCUGCUCAACACGCUGUCGCACCAGGAGUCAGUGGCCCAGUACAUUGCCGAGCAGCUGUCGCCGGAGGGCGCGGGCGGAGGCGGCGGCGGCGGUAAGCAGGGUGGAGCGGGCAACGGAGGCGGAAACGGACACCAUGCGGACGACUACGACGACUCCAAGUAUCAUUUAUUUUCCUCACACUUGCAGAUGCCCCUCUACCACGAGGGCAUGGACACGGACGUGAUCCUUAUCAAGUCGGAGACGAUCAGCGACAACGAGCAGACGGACAAUGGUAUGGACUGCCUGGACGAGGACGAUGACGACGACUGCUUGAGCCCCAAGGCGCCGGAGGUGUGCCUCGAGGAGGAGGACGACGUGCUCUUUCCAACGGACCUGCGCCAGCUGCAGCAGGUGGGAUCGUCCGGUGCCGCCGGCGGUGGGGUCUCCGCAGGCUCCCUGCCCGGAAACAUGUCCAGCAACGGGAUCACCGAAACCAGUCGCCGCGCCGCAAGCUCGCCCGUGUGCUCCACAAAGACUUCGAUUAGCUCCAGCGGAAGCUACGCAUCGCCGCCCAAGCCGGACAUCACUAUCCAGACCGUGGGCCACAUACGCGUGGGCAGCUUUGCCAACAUCAACAAGACGCUGCAGAACGGCGGCUCCGGCACAGGAACAGUCCUAUCAGCGGCCAGCAAUGGCGGCACCAGUGCCAGUGGAGUGCUGCCGCUCACAGCGGAGCAAGUGCAGCAGCACACCCUGCUGAACGGCCUGGGAUUGUCCGCCGUGAACCCGGCUCAGUCCCUGCAGGCGGCCAUCAAUGCCGCCUAUGUGUCCGCCGCUCCAACUUCAUCGGUCGCCAUUAGCAGCCGCCGCACCCCGCCCACUCUGCAGCUGCCACGCCUUCAGCGCGGAAACAUCAACAAUAGCCACCACACUGCCGGCAGCACAAGCAACUCCGCGGUGGCCGCCAAUGGAGUGCAACUGCUGCUCAACGGCGGCCACCACGCACAGAUGACGCACAACCAUCUGGCGCGGGACAAGACGGGCGGCGUGGCCAUCGGGGCGGCGGGCAGUUUCAACGGCUACAACGGACUGGCAGUGUCGGGCACGGUGUGCGGCGCCUUAAACAGCAGCGGAUCCGGAGCCGGAAGCGGCGGGAGCAGUGCCAACAGCAGCGGCGUGGGCCUGGGCAUCGGCGGGGCACACACGUCAGGCGGCGGAGGCAGUGGCAGCGGUGGGACGAGGAGCCAGCACCAGGAGCUGAUCAAUUCGCUGAGGAUCGAGGAGAGCAAGCGAAAAAUCGACCUGAUCAACGCCCAAAUCGAAUACUGGCAGACGCUCACCCGCAAGUUGAACAGUCAGGCGAAUCACAUGCCUAAUCCCGCGUGCCCGUGCCACUUCCCCGGAGCCAGUGUACCCUCGCCCGUCGCCGUGACCACCGCUAGUGCCUCAUCGCCCGCCUCCACCAAUGUCUUGCAGACGCAGGCCAGCACCAGCUAGUCCGCAGCGAAGGGACGGUUCGAACCAGUCGGGGGUCCUGCGGACGGAAGCGAAAGCGACAGCGACAUCAUCUCGAUUGUGGACAUAGAUGAUGGGCAGUCUAGGGAGGAGGAGCAGUCGGAGGACGAUGGCGAGGAUGGUCACGACCAGGCCAUAACAGAUCUGACGCUACCCGACGAAGACGAGGAGGACGAUGUAGACGAAGAUGACUCACAGGAUGCCUUGGUCAGGGAUGUGGGCGUGGUGGGCGGCAUGUCGUCGCCAGAUACACCGCCCCACUCCUCUCCGCCGCCAGCGAAGCGCUCGAAGCGCCAGGAAGUCACCUCCGAGCUUCUGAGGCAGCUGGCCCUGCAGCAGAAUCAGGAUCCCCAGGAGGGGUGCUAGUAUUUUGUGUAGUUUGCUAAUUUUCUACUUGCAUGCCAUGCAUUGACGCAACCACUUUGAAACAUUAAUAUUACCAUAUAUAUUUAUUUACGCCCAGUUUGAGUGCCAAAACAAAAACCAAGAUUGGGGCCUUGCCAUCGAGAAUGCUUGCCAAAGGACCUGCUGAAACAACCGGUCACACCCACUCGCGACCCACUAUUUAUUUGCCAGCCUAACUGAAACAUAGCGAUUAAUUUUAUUUUAAAGUUUCUUGCGUCGCCUUUUUUUAUUGCCUUUUUUUUUAUACAUGUAACGUGUUUAUUUUUAAGUUUUCCUACGAGCUGCUACCAAAAAGAAUAAGAAGGUGACUAUCUUGAAUGUACAUUUACUUUACAAAACUAGACCUUACUUAAUUAGAUCGAGCAGCUAAGAACGCAUGAAAAUGAAAUGUACAAAUGUGGUUCCUAAUCUAGUCCCUAAAGUCAAAAGUGAAGAACGAAAGAGCUACAGAAAAGAAAGCGAAAUUGUUACGCCUAGCCGAGUACUUGUGUAUUAUUUUUUUAUAUCGCCCAGAUUGUUCCCCCGAGGAAAGCGUUGAAGGAACUGUAGCUAAUUUAUGUAUGUACUUAAAGAACCAGUGAAACCAAACCAAUGAUUUGAAAUGGUGUAAAGAGGAGAAACUUGCUAGUCGCCGCUGCAUAACUGUGUAAGUGUGGCACACAAACCAUUUAGUUAGUGUUAGUGCUACUGUACGUGUAAAAUACAAUUAAUUGCCUAUCCAGACCCAGUAACCACAAUUUACAAGGAAGCACACACCAAACGAAACUGAAAACCAAGAAAACAAACCAAACAAAACUAUUUAUACAAUUUUGUAAACAAGAACUUAUUAAUAAAACAAUGAAUUUACUUUGUGGCCCA
Molecule: messenger RNA, 4328 nt
Organism: Drosophila simulans
Lineage: Eukaryota; Metazoa; Arthropoda; Insecta; Diptera; Drosophilidae
Product: histone-lysine N-methyltransferase trithorax
Exons: 4
Coding region: 1302-3047 (581 amino acids)
Source: RefSeq, a predicted model, not a curated record